Molecule: messenger RNA, 3963 nt
Organism: Dermacentor silvarum
Lineage: Eukaryota; Metazoa; Arthropoda; Arachnida; Ixodida; Ixodidae
Gene: Pect
Product: ethanolamine-phosphate cytidylyltransferase
Exons: 16
Coding region: 156-1340 (394 amino acids)
Biological process (GO): phosphatidylethanolamine biosynthetic process
Cellular component (GO): cytoplasm
Molecular function (GO): ethanolamine-phosphate cytidylyltransferase activity
Source: RefSeq, a predicted model, not a curated record
AUGCCGCUGGCGUGGAGUUCGGGAAUUGCAUUAGCGCGGCGGCCGCAACACGCAGUACGCGUAGUCUCGGAGACGGUGUGGAACGUUCGCGCGAGUUGUUGGCAUUGUGGUGACCGACUCGAGGAGCGAGCAAGAGCUCGCGAGAGGAAUCGACAAUGAGUGGGGAACCGGUGGACGACGGUCUCGUCCGAGUGUGGUGCGACGGAUGCUACGACAUGGUGCAUUUCGGGCAUGCCAAUCAACUCCGUCAGGCCAAGGCGAUGGGCGACUACCUGGUCGUGGGAGUCCACACUGAUGAGGAGAUCAAGAACCACAAGGGACCACCCGUGUUCACCGAGCAGGAGAGAUACAAGAUGGUUCGUGCCAUCAAGUGGGUUGACGAGGUCGUCGAGGGUGCACCCUACAUCACGACUUUAGAAACCUUGGACAAGUACAAGUGCAACUUCUGUGUUCAUGGAGAUGACAUCACGUUGGAUGCGUCUGGAGAAGACACCUACCGCUACGUCAAAGAGAGUGGUCGUUACAAAGAGUGCAAACGGACAGCAGGAAUUUCAACCACAGAUCUUGUUGGCCGCAUGCUGCUGAUGACCAAGCAACAUCACCACAGAGGUGCGAAGGAGUAUGGCGUGGACAAGGAACAUGCAGGCAACAUCAGCAAGUUCUCUGGUUUUGAUGAAGGUCUAACCACAGCCUGCAUCAAUGGAAACGGCGACUCCACGACGCAUAGCCCGUGGACCGGAAUCUCCCAGUUUCUGCCGACGACGCAGAAAAUCAUACAGUUUGCCGAGGGCAAGGAGCCAAAGAGCACAGAUCGCAUUGUUUACGUGGCAGGAGCCUUUGACCUUUUUCAUGUGGGCUACUUGGAUUUCUUGGAGAAGGCCAAGGCCGAGGGUGACUACCUCAUCGUCGGGCUCCACACAGACCCUGUGGUGAACAGGUACAAAGGUUACAACUACCCCAUCAUGAACCUCCACGAGCGUGUUCUGAGCGUCUUGGCUUGCAAGUAUGUCAACGAAGUGGUCAUAGGAGCUCCUUACUCGGUCACUACAGACCUCAUGGAGCAUUUCCGUGUUCACGUGGUCUGCCAUGGGAAGACUCCGAUCAUGCAAGAUGUGGAUGGCAGUGACCCCUAUGCUGAGCCCAAGCGUGUUGGCAAGUUCAAGAUACUGGACAGCAAAAACAAGCUCACAACACACGACCUGGUGCAGCGCAUCAUACGGAAUCGGCUGCAGUACGAGAAUCGCAACUAUGAGAAAGAACGCAAGGAGAUGGCUGUCUACGACGCUUGGCUCCUGAGUCAGCAAAACAACCACGUGGGGAACAACAACAUUGGCGAAUGAGGACUUGAAAAACGUGUCGCACAGCAGACAGACGUAUUCCCAGAGACGAUAGGAAGCCGAUGCAGACGAUGCACAGCUGAAUGCUUGCAGGCUUUGUGUCACAACUUUGGUGCAAUCUGGUGCAGAGCGAUAUGGGCACAACUGUUAAUAUGGUGGGGAGGACCCUGUUUUAGAGGACCUAGAGAGUGCAACGGUUAUCUGAAAGUGCGAUGUGCCGACAGCGUAUGUGUUUGUCGUCUGCUAGCUGUAAACGGCAGAAGGUGUGCUGACAGCGCGUGUGUUUGUUAUCUGCUAGCUGUAAACAGCUCCAGCAAGCCUCACACUGUGCUCGGGGAAUACAUGCAUAUGUUAAACUAAGGUCGUUGUUUUGCCGCCAUUUUUCUCUGCGGCCAAAUAUCAGUGUGCAACGCACAAGACAUUUAUUCAUCAUGCACUAUGUCCAUUUCUGGGUUUGUAUAUUCUGGAUAAGUCAUUGCCACUAAUUGGGACUCAGUAUUACGCAAAAAAAAAGCCAUUUGCUAUUGUCCAGUUGUAAAACACUGAAAGAAAAUUGUUGCACAUCUUGAAGAGCACUUGCUGCUGAUGACUUUCUCUUUUAUUUAUUUAUUCGGUCAAGGAAGGUGUCUGCAAGAGUGAACUUGAAAAGAUUGCUCUUAAUAAUGUGUUAUUUGUCAACUACAAGCACAAUGUGCCUAAGAGACUGCACAUUCUAAUUUGGUCACGAAAGGUCACAGAAGGCAGCAGUCAUUUCUUUUCACAAGUAAGCUGUACGUAAACAUGCACGCUACAGAGCAGAUGAAAAAGCGCAGAGUUGCAGUCGCUGCAUUUCAGCACGCCCUUUGGCAUGGUUCACUGCAGCGUGAAAUUAACUUUAUCAGUACCGAGGCAGAAUGAGGGCUGUGUUGUAAAUAGCUUCCAACUCCCACGUUUCUUUUAUCAGCGAUGGUUGAAGUAGGUUUUGUGGCCUUGGCACUCUUUCUCAUUGCGUAAAGCAAGCGAACCCUUGGGCACAGGUGACUUGCUUGGAAGCUGUAUCACGUACUUGCUUGUGCAAGCCAUCACUGUUAUGCAUAGUGUCUGAGGGCGUGUUGUUAUAUAUUACCUUCAAAAGCAUAGACAAGCAGGUUCAACUGCCGAAGGAAUGCUAGACUAGUCUUGCCCUGCAGCUACGAGCAGCACUUUUGCUGGACCUGUGUCACGUGUGUACCUGCACCUUUUGUAUGUACAUAGAAAACGCCAUCCUAGAAACAGUGUGGUUCCCCGAGCAGGCCUUCCCGAGUUCUCCCUAUCCAAGCUCGAAGCUUUCGGCUUUCUUUUCAACACAGGCUGUCUGUAUGCUCAUCAAUCAGCAUCACUUUUACAGAGUGCACAUUCAUUCUCCCCAACGUUUCGUCGAUUUUAUGGAUGCCAUCAUCUUGCACUGCUUUCUGAAUUUAAGCCCGCUUACUUUUUAACGUUGUACGUGGUGCGACACAUUGUGUUUUCUGUGGGAACAAUUUGACUUGGAAGUAUCCAUGCAUCGUGAGAUUUUUGUUACACACACACACUGCCGUUAUACAUUAACAAUUAACACAUAUUCAGUGCAGGUCUCGAAAGCGGGGCUCUGGACCUUUUUGCUAAAAUUUUCUACUGUCCGUUGCAUCACGAUUCAUCUGAUCUUCCAAGACCUGAAUGCCUUCUGUACCUGUGGCAUCAGCUUAGGAGCGUGACCCGAAUCGUCUGCAAAAUCUUGUUUCAGCAACUCUUGAGCAUGGCUGUGUAUUUCUUCCAAUUGUUCAGAUGUGACAGUUGUUAAAUGUGUCAUCCUAGUGGUCUACAAUGCGUGCUGAAAUAUGACGGGGUACAGGAACGUGCAGAUUGCAUUCAACUUGUACUUUGCCCCUUUCUUUUUCUUCACCUUCUGAUGACUAGCGCAAGAUGGCUUGAAAUUCUUCUAAUUCACAACAGUCUGAGCAGCGGCUGUAUCGUCUUUCUCAUUCUAGCAACGUCCAGGCCCAUAGUUGUUUUUCCAGUAUCUCAUCAGCUAGCUGCCAAAGACGAACUCGUAGAGCACGUUUAGCAGUUCUAUUUUUUUGUGAGCUGCGUGGUUCAGACAUUAGCGUCGCUAGUCAUUGGAAAGACAACUUGCAGUAUGUUUUGCAGUGGUUGUUUGUGUGAUCAGAAGAUUGCCUUAUUUACAUUGGUGUGUCUAUAGGAUGCAUGCGGGUGUGAAAGGUGAAACUUUUCGUGCUCUUGCAUGCACCUUUUUGUUUUUUGGCUUCUGUACUUGUAAUAUAUUUAUUUGUGCGUGUCAAGUUUUAAUGUUGUUACACCCGUAUUCAGAAACGCAUCUUAACUUGAAACCCACGCUUGACUUGAUCAUGCCUCGCAUGAACGUGCCCAAGACGCUCAUUGUGUUUCCUUCAGCAGUUCAUGACAGGUGUCAUUUAAAUCAAGUCAAGCAUGGGCUUGACGUUAAGAUGCAUUUCUGAAUAUGGGGAUUAGUGCAUGAAGUGACCUGAUUGGUCACUCCGUGCGGGCAUUUUAAAAAGCUAUUUUAGAAGGUUUCGCUAUCUGCACUCUCGCAAUAUUUUGAGCCAAUACAGGUGCCAUUAAUAAAAUGCGGGCUUCUGUUGUGGAAAAA